AUGGGGCUACAUUGGCCCCUGGCGCGUAGUUCCAACUGGUGCCACAUGCGGGCGUUGAGUAACGAACAUUUGCGGCGCCGGGUUGGCGCCGCCGUGCGCAGCAUUGCCUCAACGGCACCCUGUUUUGCUUUAGAACGGGUUGAGGUGGCGCAUUCGCAUGCUUAUUCCCGCCGAGGCGUGACAGUGGGCUUUACGUCAUCUUCGUCCCCUAGCGGCAAAACUGGCAGUGGUGGGCUCUCGCCAGCAUCACAGUCGUUGCAUUCAUCGUCAUCUUUUGAUGCGAGUAAUGGGGAUGUGCUAGCCAAUUACGUCAACUUCGUUGCAGAUGACGCUACCGGACCUGCUGCGACCAAAGAGAACGGUGCGCAGCCAAUGCGUAGUUUGAGGUCCGCCUCUGCUGUCGAAAAUCUUCUGUUUACCGACGCAGCGAAGAACUAUUGCCGUCUCUGCAUGGAGGAGGUGCAGGUGACGCCCAAGGCGCAUAUUAGCACUCCUUACCGUGGGAGUCACACAAAUCACACCUGUCGGGAGGUCGUACUUGACUCUCUCGCUUUGCUUGCCAUUCGGGGGUACCCUAUCGAUGAUGUUUACUUCGUGUGGGCGGACACGCUCUAUCAAUCAUCUGUCUUUCAACGCAUCCCAGAGCUCGUCUCCCCGCGUUGGACUGUUGAUAAGCGGAGUGAAGUAUUGGCUAAGAUUCUAUUUAUGUUAAAAGACAUGGGCGUUAUCGAUAUUUCAUUAGCCGCCCAGGCACCCGAUUUGUUUGAUAACACGGCACAACAAGUGCAUCACCGCCGGCGUGUGGCGUUCGAAAGAUUAGAAUACAUCGGUGAUAACUCGUGGGGAAACCAUCUUUCCAAUCGUAUGAUGCUCCUAUUUCCCGAUCGCCAGUGGACUUACAGCCAAAACGCCUACACCUUCAACUGCUUUCGUGAUGCGUGCGAGAUGAAUGUGACGUUGGAAUUUAUGUUCGAUACUCUACGUGUGGGGGAGUUACUUCCACCUGGUGUACGGGAAAAAUUGGGAACGGGGAAGAUAAAAGCAGAUGUGGUGGAAGCUGUUAUUGGUGAGUUGCACGUGACAUUGUGGGGGCUUGAGCCGCAGCUGUAUGAUUCUGUGUGCUUUGUUGAAAUUAACGGCGUGGGAGAGGCCCGUCUGGCAGCGUUGGUGCAGCACUGUCUCACAGAAAUAUAUGACCUUAUCGUGCUUUCUUACGUUCAGGAACUCAGUGGAUCUGCGGUUCCGUUAGCAAAGCAGAUAGCUGCCGAUCGCAUAUGGAACAGCGUGUAUCCUCCCGUACGAAAGGCGAAGGACCGUGCACCUGGGGGACGAAAAAGUCGAUCUACUGUUGUGAACGUAGUCGGUGUAGGGGAGGUACGGCAACUUCCGUCACUUCCUUCGCUCUUUCCUGUAGCGUCAAAGCGACCCACACGGGCUCCACAUCCACUUCGCCGACUUAGGAAGUUAGGGGAGAUUCCUGAAGAAACUGUGUGUGCUGGUACGAACAAGGAUGUUUUUGUCCAUCUGAUCGAGAGUUAUGAACGUCUAGAUAUGUUGGAUGACUCUCUCCUUCCCACAUUGAAUAUGCGACGGCUCCAAGACGUUCAAUUCUCAAAGCUGAAGCGACAGUUGGUUCCCUCACUCUCCCCUGCCGCGUUGGAAGAAUUGCACAACUGUAAAGAGUUGGACGCUGAAUCGGUUACACCGCACAAGGUUGGCGACAAGGAGGUUGCGACGGAUGAACGGGUGCUGGACUUAGAAGAGGUUUAUUUCCGUGAUAAGUAUUUUGACCUCUUCCCAACUCCGUUGCCGAAUGAAGUUGUCACAAAAGAGGGAGACUGUGACAAAAGACAAAGCGGUGCCUCCACGAGCAGGGCGGUCAUCAUAUCGCUGCCACGAGGGUUUGACGGGGGUCGACCCUGCAACAGGGCGCAACUCCACAUGGCUCGAAACACAAUUUAUCCUUCACUGACUGAAAGACCGGCCCAUAGUCCCACUGCUGGUAUUACGAAGGGUGAUCGUGUGUGUCUCUUUUCUCUUUCAGUCUAUGUGCCUCCAGAUACGAAAAGGCCUUCUGCGGGCGUAGUGACAGACAAGAACCUUCACUUUGGUGAAUUUGCAUUUCAUGGCGUGCGGAUCAAGGGAAUUGAAUGUGCCUCUGAACCAGAAUGUAUUAGCAGGCGAAGCAAUGCUCCUGGUUCCGAUGUUGGGACCUCACUUAACCGCAGUUCAUGGAAAGAAGGAGGUGACAAUUCAUGUGGAACACUAACUGUUGAGGAUGGUACCGGAGAGAACUCGGUAGUUGGGGAAGAUGGCGAUACUGGUGUGAAUGGCGGGGAAGGUAAGGCUGAAGAUGCAACAGGCAAACACCUACUGCGAGCCAAAUGGUGUCGUGAAAAUCCCUUCUUUCCACGGGCGUCGCUACCUCUUUUAGGCAUCUCGGUUGGUGCGUGA
Trypanosoma brucei brucei TREU927 is the source of this 2454-nucleotide messenger RNA. RefSeq names its product RNA-editing complex protein; nuclease; KREPB1 (gene KREPB1). Lineage: Eukaryota; Euglenozoa; Kinetoplastea; Trypanosomatida; Trypanosomatidae. The coding region runs from base 1 to 2454 and encodes 817 amino acids. Gene Ontology annotation, biological process: RNA processing. The record is from RefSeq and is a predicted model, not a curated record. The transcript has a single exon. Gene Ontology annotation, molecular function: ribonuclease III activity.